GAUUUGGCCACCCUGAAAUAUAUCUCUUUACCUUGAUUGUUUUCUCUGAGGAACAUUUGACCUCCCCCACUAACUGCCUAAAGAAUUUGACAUGGUGGCUCCUUCCUGGAACAGAUCUUCUAUCAUGAUGGCUGUAAAGAUAAUGUAGGAUAGAGGUUACAAUAGGAAAGGCACCAAGCCUCUUUUAUCAAAAACUCUGUCUCUCCCUGACCACAUUAUCUAUAGAUGACCCUGAAAAGAAUUGUCCUCCUGCCCUCUGAAGUCCCAGGCCACUACCCACCCCCAACACGCUCCUCGCCUUUAGCUGCAAUACUUAAGCAAGCAGCUUAGACAGAGGGACAAGUUGCUCAUUUCUGAGUUUCUCCCAUGUAUACAUGUUAUUAAACUUGGUAUUAUUUUCUCCUGCUAACCUGUCUUGUUAAUUAUUUGGCCAGCCAUAAGAACCUUAAGGAAAAGGGCAGAGGGAGAUUCUCUCUCUUCCCCUGACAGUUUUGGCGUAGUCGCCAGGAGCCACACUGGCUGGCAAGUUGCCUUGUCUGGCUGGAAGACCUGCCUUCUCCCUGGUCUACUGCAGAUGAUGAGAUAUGGGAACGCCUGACGAAAGCCGGCAAAAGAUCAGGAAGUUCAGACUGAGGAAGUGAGUGGCUCACAAUCCUAAAGUAAGUGGUGGAACCAGGAUUGGAAGUCUGAACACAAACCCUGUGCUUUCACUCCAGUUCACAGUGUCCUGACACUACCAGUCCAGUAAACCAAAAGAUCUUUCAGGACUCAGCCCUGAGGGAUCACCUUUGCUCCAGCACAAACCCCUAAGAAGGGAACUGACUCCGAAUAGGGCUUUGGUAAAGGCUGUUUAUAUAAAUGGAUGAGUAAAAAACUGAACAGAACAACUGAACACCAACCCUCUGGGGGCUGCAGAAGGAACCGUGUAAAGAUGGACUGAAGCACAGCCUUCAGCUGGGGCAUUUAAGACGCAGAACACACGGUUGCAGCCACAGCUGCAGGAGCCAGAGGCAGACCUUGACAGGCUCAGGAAGUCUGGAAGAAGCCACCCUCAAGAGCAGAGGCGGCAACAGCAACAGCAGCAGCACCACUCCAUCUGCCCCCGCUGCCAGGAAACAAUGCUCCUCGCGACGUUUAAGCUGUGUGCUGGCAGCUCCUACAGACACGUGCGCAACAUGAAGGGGCUGAGGCACCAAGCUGUGCUGGCCAUUGGCCAGGAGCUGAACCGGAUGGCACUGGGGGGCCCGACCCCAAGUGGGUGGAUCAACCAGGUUCGGCGUCGGAGCUCUCUGCUUGGUUCUCGGCUAGAAGACACUCUCUACAGCGACCAGGAGCUGGCCUAUAUCCAGCAGGGAGAGGAGGCCAUGCAGAAGGCUCUGGGCAUCCUCAGCAACCAGGAGGGCUGGAAGAAGGAGAACCAGCAGGUAAGGGCAAAUGGGGACAAAGUGCUGAGUAAAGUGGUUCCAGACGUGGGCAAGGUAUUCCGGUUGGAGGUGGUGGUGGACCAGCCUGUGGAGAGGCUUUAUGAAGAGCUUGUGGAACACAUGGAGGCCAUGGGAGAGUGGAACCCAAAUGUCAAGGAGAUCAAGGUCCUGCAGAAGAUUGGAAAGGAUACAGUCAUCACCCAUGAGUUGGCUGCAGAAUCAGCAGGAAACCUUGUGGGGCCCCGUGACUUUGUGAGUGUGCGCUGUGCCAAGCGCCGAGGCUCCACCUGUGUGUUGGCUGGCAUGGCCACACAUUUCGGGGAGAUGCCUGAGCAGAAAGGUGUCAUCAGAGCCGAGCAGGGUCCCACUUGUAUGGUGCUCCGUCCCCUGGAUGCAAGUCCCUCAAAGACCAAACUCACUUGGCUGCUCAGCAUUGACCUCAAGGGAUGGCUGCCAAAGACCAUCAUCAACCAGGUCCUAUCACAGACCCAGGUGGAUUUUGCCAACCAUCUGCGAAAGCGCCUGGAGUCCAGCCCUGCUCCUGAAGCCAGGUGUUAAAGACCAGCUUGCUGCUCCCAACUCUUCCUAGCUGCACUGGCUUGCAAGCUCAUCAGGAAAAUCCCUCCUAGAAGCCUGCAAGUCUGUUUAAGAUCUUUAUCUGAGGACAGUGCGAUGAGGUGGUAGUGUAUUUAGAGUAUGAUACUAGGACUCAGACUGGUAAAAUUUUAGUACCAAGAAAACGUGGACAAGGCUCUUAAAGAGAAAGAGCCUUCCAGCUUCUUCACUGAUUAGCUGUGAAAUGAAGGUUAAGGGUCCCAAAAUAUUUGCAAAACUUUUUAUGGGCCUAACGUCUACCUAAAAACAUCUUAAAAAUGCUACUAACUGAUAUAGGGUGCAGAGGGUGCGAAAUACAAAGACUGGAACCUCACGCUUUAUGGGCUCAAGAGCUCCAUUCCCUGCAGGCAGUGUGUGUGGACAUUCAGGGUCUUACAGAGGGGCUCCAGCAACCCUCUGCUCCUCCACCAAGUAGGAAGAGAACUGCACCACAGAGUAAGCAACCCUCACAGUAGGUACCUGCCAGAAACUUAGUCCAGGUUUUCUUGACAAAAAAAUACAAAACUAAUUAUUAGACUGGUUCCCCUACUUCUUCCAUGAGCAACAGUCAGAAUAAAGAAUCAUAAUUAACACAAAAACUUCAGUCUGUACCUCUUUCAAAAUUCUACUCCUAGGAAAAAAAAAAUCUAUUCUAGUAAAUUGCAACUUCAUACUAAAGGAGUCCUGGGCAAAGAUUUUAAUUAGUUAAAUAAACUAAAUCCUCUAGCUCAUUAAAAGGAAAAACUAUUGAGGACUUAUGUCAUUCAAUUAUUUGGAAUCUGUUACCAGAAUCUUUCAUAAAAAUUUAAUUUCCAUGAUAAGCACAAGCCUAAAUCAGUUCUUGAGUUCUCUAUAACUGUUAGCUGAUUAAUGGGCAUUGAAAAAUGAAGAUUAUGACUGAGGAUUUUUAUUUACCUAAUUAAAAGGACAGUCCCAAAUAUGAGAGAAUGAACGGUAUUACUAAGAUAAAAUUAAACAAAAACAAAUUUUAUUAUUUUCCCAUUAGUGACUGUUUAGACCUAAAGAUGG
Messenger RNA from Diceros bicornis minor, 3047 nucleotides. RefSeq names its product steroidogenic acute regulatory protein (gene STAR). Gene Ontology annotation, cellular component: mitochondrial intermembrane space; mitochondrion. Gene Ontology annotation, biological process: intracellular cholesterol transport; steroid biosynthetic process; regulation of steroid biosynthetic process. The record is from RefSeq and is a predicted model, not a curated record. The coding region runs from base 1119 to 1982 and encodes 287 amino acids. The transcript is spliced from 10 exons. NCBI's taxonomy places the organism in Eukaryota, Metazoa, Chordata, Mammalia, Perissodactyla, Rhinocerotidae. Gene Ontology annotation, molecular function: cholesterol transfer activity; cholesterol binding.